AUGCGUCUCCUCCCUGCCGUCUCUCUGUUCGUCGGUAUCACCAGCGUCGCCGCCGCCCCGGCAAGGUGCAACAAGCCGCCAAAGGCGUCGACAACUGCUGCAGGCAGCAGUGUGAUCACCAGCGUUGUUCCCCUCGGCACCGCAGUCCCCAGCGGACCGCAGAGCACCGUUACCAUUCCGAUUGGUGUUGUUCCCAGCAGCGCCAGGCCCAGUGCCUCGACCGCCGCCAUCCCGAGCCUCUCCGCUGCCGGCAGCGGGAGCUCUCUCGAGGUCAACAUCGCCCUCGCAACGUCCAAUAUCCCCUCCUCGUCGGUCGCGGCACCCAACGCUUCCGCCUCCGCCAACGUUGACACCACGCCUGGCUCCGUAAAGGUAUCCGGCACCGGUCCGCUCUUCGACACUGCCCAAUCCAUCGUCGAGCGCAGCAAGGCAUUGGCCAACAUGUCCGAGGCCGACAUCUUUGCGGCCAUCGGACAGCCAACUCUGGCUGGCGACGCCCAAUACCACCCGCUCCUCCGUGAGGCGCUGGCCAACACAACCCGCCUGAGCGUAAUGCACGCCCAGCAAGUCCGCGACAUCAUCUCGUGGAAGGUGCCCAUCUCGGCCACCCCCGCCUCGGACGCGUCAAGGUAUAUUGGUGGCGAGGUCAUCUUCCUCCUCUCCAUGAUUCAGGACUUUUCCGAGACCGUGAUCACCCACGAGCUCGCCCACGCUGUCUUUGAUCACCAGGGAUUCCUCAAUUCCACCGAAGAGGCUGUCAAGGUUGCCAAUCUUGAUGAAUCUUACGGCGAUGUCGGAAGCAUGAUCAACGAGGGCUUUGCCACUAUCUGGGCCAACCACGCUUUGGUGUACAUGGACCCCUCGAAUGUGGACCGGUACGACGCGGCCGAGUGGGAGAAGCGUACCCAGAAGACUACGGCCGAGGCGCUCGACUGGAUCCUUGAUGGCGAUGACGGGACCGCAAAGGCUUGGCAGGAGAGCCUCGCUGUUAGUAAGGUUACUGUGGACAAGAAGGGGCAGAUCAUCGCUGUUGCCGAUGGCGUCAUCUUCCCCAAGCUUGGGGAGCUGUACUCGCUCGACCAGGCUCGUGGUGUCUAA
This is a messenger RNA of Cutaneotrichosporon cavernicola, 1098 nucleotides long. RefSeq lists its product as uncharacterized. The record is from RefSeq and is a predicted model, not a curated record. The transcript has a single exon. The coding region runs from base 1 to 1098 and encodes 365 amino acids. NCBI's taxonomy places the organism in Eukaryota, Fungi, Basidiomycota, Tremellomycetes, Trichosporonales, Trichosporonaceae.